AUGGAGAAGACUUGCGAAGAGGAUGACAUAGAGUCUUCUAUGACUGGAGUGUCUGAGUUGCUUGGAGAACCUGCUAUUGUUAUUAAUGGGUUGCCUCCCAUGUCUUCAAGUGAUAGCACUCUUGUCCCCUGUGGUAUUGCCAAUGGUACAGAAUCACACAAAUACAGAGGUUUUGGUGAAUGGUUGGAAGGAAGAGAAAUUCGGAAAUUGUUCGGAGGGCAGUUCUAUAAUGGUAAAGUGUUUGAGUUCGAUAAGAAAUCAGGUUGGUACAGGGUGUUAUAUGAAGAUGGUGACUUUGAAGAUCUUGAGUGGCAUGAGUUGGAAGAACUGCUUCUGCCCCUGGAUAUUACAGUUUCAUUGAAAACAUUAGCAUUGAAGAUCAUCAAAAAGAGGCAGAAACUUGUGCAAAAAUCAGGGAAAAAUGUGGCUAGAUCGAUAAGUAUCCGAGCCAAACAUAUGGGAGGUAGGGGAAAGACCAUGGAUGUGCUAGGAGAAGCUUCAUUAACGAAGUCCACUAUGGAUGUGCUUGGAGAAGCUUCAUUAGAAAAGUCCACCAUGAAUGUGUUUGGAGUAACUUCAUUACCUAAGUCCAAUGGUUCUUAA
This is a messenger RNA of Ilex paraguariensis (yerba mate), 603 nucleotides long. The record is from the annotation of a GenBank genome assembly. Lineage: Eukaryota; Viridiplantae; Streptophyta; Magnoliopsida; Aquifoliales; Aquifoliaceae.